AUGUUCUUGGCCCGCAAAGCAGUUAAUGAACUCGGCACAGAGGAUGGAUCUGAGGAUGUUGCUAGUCAAGACGAGUGGCGCGAUGCCCUGCUUGCCCUCUUGCGGACGCUUCCUGGCUCAAGCUCUAGAACCCCGGAAACUCUCGUCUCUGCCGGUAUCAUCCGACUGUUUGUCGAUGUUUUGAACCUUCGAACUGAGAAGGCUCGCCGCGUAUACUCGCGUACCAUCGAGUUCCUUGAUACUUUCGUCCAUGCAGUUCGGGAUGCUCUUGGAACUCUUACGGCCGCCAAAGGUUUUGAUGCCAUUUCUGAUCUGAUCGAAUACGAAACAAAAACGGCCUUUGAGAACGUCUCAAAGGGCUUGGGUAUUCCUUCUCGUCACAAAACUCCAUCGAUGGAUUACCAGAUCCCGUAUUUCCAGCAACAGACCCUUAGAUGGAUGUUCCGAUUCGUCAAUCACAUCAUGCAACAUGCCCAUGGUGGUUUUGACCGUGUUCUUCGAAACCUGAUCGAUUCUCCACAGCUGCUGACGUCCCUAAAGUUGGUUUUCGAGAAUGCUCGGGUAUAUGGUUCCCACGUUUGGAGCAACGCGGUCAACAUCCUCAGCAGCUUCAUCCACAACGAACCUACUAGCUAUGGGGUCAUCGCUGAAGCGGGCUUGAGCAAGGCUCUCUUACAGGCCGUCAUGCAAUCUGAACUUAAGGUCCAAGAGAAACUGACUGCUGAACCUGAAGAGACUGGAGCCGAGGGCGCCGCAGCUCAGGGCGAAGCUCCAUCUGAGCCUGCGGCUGUCGUACCUACCCAGUCGACAGGCGUGCGUGAAAGGUCUCGUGAAUAUCCUCUUGUUCGACCUAAGGGGAUGCAGCUUGCACCUGGAAUCUUGACUGCCCCAGAGGCUUUAUCAUGUAUACCCACGGCUUUUGGUGCCAUUUGCUUGAACUCGUCUGGUUUACAGCUUUUCCAAUCGUCCCAUGCAUUGGAAAGUUUCUUCGAGAUUUUCGAGAAUCCCGAGCACGUGAGGAGCCUGAAAGACGACUCGCAUCUCGUUCGUUCACUGGGCACAACUUUCGAUGAAUUAGUUCGGCAUCAUCCUGCAAUAAAGUCAUCCAUUAUGACCGCAGUCAUUGUGAUGGUUGCUCGUGUUGCUCUUUUGUGUAAAAGUAAGGCGUGGUCGCAUGGGAUGGGAACAAAGCUGUGGACCGAAGACUUGCAGGGCAGAGCAUCGAUUUCGGGCGACCUAUUUGUCUUGUUCAGGGAAGUUGGACUGCCUCUCGACGGAUCUUCCACAGAUGCUGUUCAGAACCUUGGAGUUCCGGAGCUCAACGCUACGACGCUUCCCAACGGUGGCCACCUCACAAUGGGUGACCUAAACCAUAUCGUGCCGUCCUUGAACGAAUCCCUGGAACCCAAAGAUCAAGACGACAAUGGACUUACUGCGACGGAUUACAUUUAUCCUGUACUCCGAUUCCUCGGAGCAUUCUUCGAGAACCAAAGCAACUGCGCGUACUUCAUCGAAUCCGGAGCUGUCGAAUUCAUCUUGGAUUUCGCGACUUUGCAGAGUCUGCCCUUUGAUUUCCACAACACGGACGCCAAUCAAGAAUUAACCGUGCUGGUACACAUGCUUGUGGAAACCAAACCGCAUCUUGUCCUUCCGUCUCUCGUAAAUCGGGCGCAGUCUGUGGUGGAUAAUCUCUCUGGCUUCUGCUCCGAACCCAAGGACGCUGGUUUCUUCACGUCCCUAAUAAAGCCGCCACAAGAACAAGUGUCCGAAGAAAAAGGAAAAGAUGUGCUGAGUUUCUCCAAAGAGAACGGCACGUACUUCGCCAAAAAUAUGGGCGCGGCCUUGAUUUUGACCGAUUUACUCCGCGAAGUUUACUCCAUGCCGCUGUAUCAGACUCGGCAUCAUACUUCCGCUUUUCUCCAAGUAAACCUGGCUGAUCGAUAUACCUCGCUCGUGACGGCCCUAGGAAAACUGCAUGCGGCGUGUGUCUGGGAAGAAAUCUUACUUGAAAAGAAUAUUCCAGACACCUGGGAUCAAGCGACGAAAGUCCAAGCCGCCGGUAAUGCCAUGGAAACGUCGCAGGAUACUGCUGAGCCCUCCAACACAGGAGAAAGCUUAUCCCAGUCUACAACUGAGUCUCAAAUAGAAGGUAGUGACACUGCUCAGACUCCUGCCAAUCGGGAUCCCAAGGACAGCUCCUCAAAAGCUCCCGAAGGUGUCGCAUUCAAAAAUGUGCGGGCAUUGCGUUAUCUUCUUAGUUCGCUGCCCACUUCCAUAACGGGCUUUUACCACAACCUUGGCCUGGGACUUAUCGGAAAGAGAAAGGCAGAGUCCUAUCCGAGACAGAAUGCGAACAUGGUUGCUGAAUCUAUCGCAACGGCUGUUCUCAAUCAAUUACAGUUCAGUCCUCCGAACUCGAGCGAUAACCCGAAGCAUCGGUUCGCUUACCUGAUUGUCAUACUCUCAUCCUUUUCACAUCUGCUUUUUGAAGCAUCCGCCGAACGCCCUCAAGCGCAGUAUCUCACCCUCGUUCUGUUUGCGUUCAAGAGGAUUGGUGGUUUGGAAGCCAUCAAGCAUGUCUGUGAUGUUUUUAUCCAGGAGGUUAAAGCUCUGACGCCGCCCGAAUCCGUGUCUGAGUCUGAAAAGGAUGUCUCGGCCCGACUUACAUCUGCGUACGGAGGUAUCCGGAUCAUCUUCAAUUUCUUCUCUGGGCUCGCUUCUGGAAAGAACAUCAUCGAAUCCAGCCAGACGCAGGCCAUAACUUCCAGCAGUGACCGGGAGCGUGAACGAUCUGAUUACUUCCAACCCGGACAGUUCCUGGUGGACCUGCGGAUGGAAAUCUUGCCUAUGGUUCGGGAACAUUGGAACUCCGACUUCGCAACCCAGUCAUCAAGUUCAAUCAUAAAGUGCAUGGUUGAUAUCUUGCGGUCUUGCCUUGAUGGUGAAUAUGAGGUUGGGGCUGCUCGGCGCUCCGAAAAUCCCCCUGCAGUCAUGGAGGUGACUAGGAGAAAAUUCGUUGCCAAUAAGGACCGUGUUGUUUCUUUGCAAGAGAAAGGUUUUGACAAGGAGCUCGCUAAGGAGGCUGUAUACCGUUGCAAUAACGUUUCCGGUGCCGCUGAAGAAUACUGCAAGGCGCAGAACUGGUUGCGGGCCCCCCCAAGACUCCCUCCAUCUUCCAAUGACAUUGAAUCUAUGAGAUCUGGGGCAACGUCUGGCGGGGAGGCUCCCGAAGACACGAUGGACUCCCCAUUCUUCAAUAGUGGCCCUCUGGAGUCUUCUGCACUCGCCAUGCUCCUUUCACAAGCUUCCGAUCGAGGCGGCCAGCCCCGAGGAAGAAGUGCAGAGACCGGCACCGGCAAUGGCCCCGAGGUCCUUGCGCGGGCCCUUAAUGAUAUCCUGAACCAUGAGCGACCCGGCGAUAAUGACCGGGAGGGUCCUUCGAGCAGCAACCCAAGAAACUCCAAUUCUUCCGGUGCCCCGCCAUCCUCUGAGCCCACUAAUCGACCCGCAAGCCAGGAGUCGCAGCAACCCACCGAACAGCCUGCUCGACGAUGCGAAGUGUCCACCAUCGAGGAUUUGGAUGCGGAACGUGAAAAGGUUCGCUCCAACAUGAUCGAGCGUUGCUUGGAUGUUCUUAACGAGCAUCACGAUGUGUCGUUUGAGUUAUCGGAUUUGAUCUCCUCGGCCACAAGGAAGCACCGUGAUCCAGAGGGCUUCCGUAGGGAAGUUGGUGAAAUUCUUGUCCAGUCCCUAGUUUCUCUGCAGAUGGAGAACUUCCAGACUGCUGGGAAGAAAAUCGCCGCCUACGCUCACAUCCUGGCCUUGGUCCUUCAAGACAAAGACAUGUACAACGCUACGCUGGAAGAAUUGAAGGAUUACUUUGAGACUUUCCUUUCGUUUGUCAAGACUCCAAAGCCAGAACCGAACGAGUCUUUCCCUUGGAUUGGACAUGUGUUGCUCAUCCUUGAAAGAUUACUAUCUGACGACGCGCAGCCUCAGCAAAUUCGUUGGACACCCCCCAGUCUGGAUGACCCGAACCCGGAGGGUAAUGAGCCAGCACAACUGCAAGAGCCUCUCGUCUCGCAAGACCAAAAGACGCGGCUUUUUGAGGCGAUUAUUGAAAUUCUGCCGAGAGUAGGGAAGGAUGACGCAUUGGCGCUUUCGGUGUGCCGAAUUCUUGUGAUUCUCACGCGGCACCGCAGUAUCGCUACUAGUUUAGGAGAGAAGCAAAACUUACAGCGUCUAUUUGUCAUGGUCAAGCAGCUCUCUAGUGCUACGAACGCGAAGCUUCAAAGUGCAUUCAUGUUGAUCUUGAGGCACAUCAUCGAAGACGAGGACACCAUCCGGCAAAUCAUGAGGAGCGAGAUUGUGGCUAAUUUUGAAGCCAAAUCGUCUCGUCAUAUCGAUACGACUAGUUACGUUCGCCAAAUGUACCACCUCGUGCUCAGAUCACCAGAAAUUUUCGUGGAAGUGACCAACGAGAAGCUGAAGCUGAUGCGAUACGAUUCGCAUCAGCGCCCCCAGACACUCGCCUUGAAAUCCGAUCCAUCCUCAAAGUCCUCGUCUAGCCAAGAAGGGGACAAUCAGAAGCCUUCUGUGGAUGAGCUGGCGUCUGAGGACAAGGACAAGGACAAGGACAAGGGUAAGGGUGCUGAGCUGAAGCCACCAGUCGUCGAGAACCCGGACGGAGUCAUUCACUACUUACUCUCGGAGCUCUUGUCCUACAAAGAUGUUGACGACAAAGAGCAACCGGCUGAGACUUCACAGCAGCCUGGACAAGACCAGUCUGCAUCUCAGACUGAAGUCGAAAUGGCAACAGAUGAACAAUCCACUCCCGCCUCAGGGGCUGACGCUCAGGCGAACCGCGAUUCCAAGAAGCCAGAGAAGCCGGCGUUCAAAGCGGAUGAGCAUCCGAUCUACAUUUACAGGUGCUUCCUUCUCCAGUGUCUGACGGAACUGCUUUCGUCGUACAACCGAACGAAGGUUGAAUUCAUCAACUUCUCUCGCAAGGCAGAUCCUCUUGCCACGACACCGUCAAAGCCUCGCUCGGGUGUCCUCAACUACCUCCUGAACGCUCUCAUUCCGAUCGGUACCAUGGAGCACGACGAAUCUGUGACUUUCAAGAAGCGAAACAACACGUCUUCAUGGACAUCGCGCGUGCUUGUUGCAUUGUGCACCAAGACCGGCGAAUUUGGUGGAACUCCAAAACGGCGCAGUGAGCAAAAGCUCAACGAAGAAGAUGAACCGGAACUUGCUUUUGUCCGCAGAUUCACCCUUGAGCAUGCUUUGCGUUCCUACAAAGACGCUAAUGCGUCGAACGAGCCUUUGGAUUCCAAGUACUCGAAACUGAUGUCACUUGCUGACCUGUUUGACAAGAUGCUCAGCGGGUAUACAUUUGUUUCGGGGGAUUCGGCGUACCCAGCUUCGACAAGACACCUUGCGAAGACCAUGUUUGAGAAGAAUUUUAUCAACGCCCUCACUGCUUCAAUCGCAGACGUUGACCUCAACUUCCCUGCUUCCAAGCGCGUUAUCAAAUACAUCUUGCGGCCUCUCAACAAACUCACGCAGACUGCUGUUAUUUUGAGUGAGACCUCAGAUAUUUCUACCCUCGGGGAGACUGAGGAAGACGAGAUUUCCUCCGCAACAUCGGUUUCGGACAUCGACGACGAACGUGAAGAGACCCCUGAUCUUUUCCGCCACUCCACCUUAGGCAUGCUCGAGCCUCGUCAUGAGGAAGAAACAAGCUCCGAGGAGUCUGGCGAGGAAGACGAUGACGAGAUGUAUGAUGACGAAUAUGACGAAGAAAUGGACUACGACGAAGACAUGCCCGAAGACGACGGUGAAGUGGUUAGCGACGAGGAUGAUGAAGAGGGCGUCGGGCCCAUUGAAGGCCUUCCUGGUGACACCGGCGAAAUCACCGGCGAUCAUGAUAACGAAAGUCUGGAAGAAGGCGAAGAUGAUGACGACGAAUGGGAAAGCGAAGAAAUUUCCGAAAAUGACGAAGAGGCCGAGAUGAUGGAUCAGUUCGAAGAUCAAUUGGCCGACAUUCGACAGACGGACCCUCACGGUGAUGGUCAGCGAUUUGAUGAUUUGUUCCGUGUCCUGAAUGAGGCUGCCGGAGGAAUGGAUGACCUCCAAGAUGAUGGUCUUAUGGGGGAGAUGCAUGAUGAUAUUGUUGAUGAUAUGCAGGAGGACGAAGAUGAUGAAGGAAUUGAUGAAUUUGAGGAGGAUCUUGGCGACGAUGCCGAUGACGACCAAGGGUCAUACCAGGGCGUCGACGAAGAUGACGAUAUGCUUGACACUUGGGACAUAGAUGGUGAUGACCUUCCAUUGCCACGUGGUGGACAACCUCCCCGGUUUGGUGGCGGUCAACCAACGUGGGCUGCUGUUACCGGAUUUAUGCCCGGUCGUAACGGUGGACUUGUUCCCAUUCAGCCUUAUCGACUCCACCGAGCUCAAGCACCCACAAGCACCAAUAAUGAUGGAACCAACCCUUUGCUUGUUCGCAGCGAUCGUGGGGCUGAACAGGCCGCCCCAGCCAAUGCGGGUGCUGAGGCUUUCUCCGACUGGGUGCAUGGCAUUGAACAACCUCCUGCGGGACGCAUGCUCCAGAUGGAUAGCCCUGUCAGCUUCAUGAAUGCCAUUCUACAGGCCAUUGGUGGACAAGGUGCACCGGGCUUUGGUGUCAUCACUCGCCCCGAGGGUAUCCAACUUCAUGUUGAUCAACGGGCUAUUCUGCCAAAUCAAGUUCAGGACAUCUUCGGUUUAGGUAGACCACAAGCACCUCCGACUCGUCCAAGGGACGAUCCAUCUCAAGCAGUCAGCUUCGCUCUGGAUACCACUAGGAACCGCUGGCAAGAGGAAGCCGGCAUCCUGUUCAGCAACACCUAUGUGGAGAAAACACAACGCGUUAUCAACUCUCUUCUCAAGAUUCUCGUUCCUCCUGCCAUUGAAGAAGAGAAGAAGCGACUCAAGCAACUGGAGGAAGAGCGCAAGCGACGCGAGGAAGAGAGGGCAGAAAAAGAGCAUCAAGAGCGUAUUGCCAGGGAAGAGGAAGAGAAAGAGCGAAAGCGACAAGAGGAAGAAGAGAAUGCCAAACGGCAGCAGGAAAGGGAGCAGCAGGAAGCCGAACGACAGGCCGCUGGAGAGGCUGCAGAGCCGAUGGAUGAUGUUCAACAAACUGAAUCCGCUGCAGAAGCUGCUGCUGCCCCUGAGUCUGGUCCGGCUGAGCCCGUUCAACGGGUUACGACGACAAUCAGAGGCCGCGAGCUUGACAUUACGGGGAUGGAGAUCGACCCGGAGUACCUUGAGGCUCUACCCGAAGACUUGAGGGAAGAGGUUAUCAUGCAGCAGGUCGCCGAGCAGCGCUCGCAGGCUGCCGCAGCGGGCGAAGAACCGAGUGAGAUCAACCCUGAAUUUUUGGAGGCAUUGCCUGAUGAUAUUCGCGAGGAACUGCUGCAACAAGAAGCCGCAGACCGCCGUCGUCGGGAACGUGAUAAUGCACGUAGACAGGCCGCAGCUGGUGCCGGUGCUGGUGCCGGUGCCGGUGGUCCGUCUCAUACCGAAGAACUCGAGACUCCCGCUGGGUUCCUGGCUACUUUGGACCCCAUCUUGCGACAGUCCAUCCUUGCCGACCAACCAGAAGAAGUCCUGGCGACUCUGGGUCCAGAAUAUGUCUCCGAAGCGCGUACUCUUCCAGGGAGACGGUUGGCUCAAUUUGGCGAUAUUCCCCGACUUGAUCGACACAGGGAUGAGCCAAAUGAGGAACCAGAGGAGCAGAAGAAGCCGCAGCGGCGACAGAUCGUGCAAAUGCUCGACAAGGCCGGUGUUGCAACCCUCCUCCGAUUAAUGUUCAUGCCUUUGCAAGGCAACGCGCGCCAUCAACUGAACGACAUUCUCCACAACGUCUGCCAGAAUCGCCAGAACCGGAUGGAGGUCAUCAGUCUCCUCUUAUCCGUGCUGCAAGACGGUAGCGUGGAUGUCUCGGCCAUUGAACGUAGCUUCGCGCAGCUGUCACUUCGUGCCAAGGCUCCUGCAGUGCAGAAGACACCUCAAUCUAUCAAGCGAAACCUGUUCUUCCAGACAUCUUCGAGCGUGAGCAGUGAGGUAACUCCGAUUAUGGUGGUGCAACAAUGUCUGUCGGCUCUUUCUUUCCUGUCGCAGUACAACCCCCAUAUCGCAUGGUUCUUCCUCACCGAGCAUGAUCCCUCUACGUUGAAACUGAAGGCUCUUCGAAAGGGCAAGGGCAAGGAAAACCGUGCGAACAAGUUCGCUCUGAAUGCUCUGCUUUCUCUUCUUGACCGGCAGUUGAUUAUGGACAGUCCAAACUGCAUGGAACAGCUUUCAAGUCUUCUUAGCAGCAUCACACAUCCUCUCAACUUGCUUCUUCGGCGCGAGAAGGAGAAGCAAGAAGAGGAGAAGGAGAAAGAGAAGGGCAAGCAGCCUGAGCAACCUCAAGAAGAGCAGCGCCUGGCAGAACAAGAACAGGCGCAGCCUUCCGAAACAACUGAAUUUCCUGGCUCUGGUGCCGAUGCGACCAUGACAGAUGCUCCUCUCCCAACCGUGGAGACCACCGAACCGCAAGGUGCAGAGUCUGCGCAGGCCGAAGACGACACAUCCGCAGAGGCCAACAAGCCGGACAAGGCCAAGGAACCUUCGGGAGACGAGAAGCACAAGCGGAAAACCAUCGAACCUCCUGUCAUCCCUGAUUACAACUUACAACUAGUCGUCCAUAUCCUUGCUGCUCGUGAAUGCAACGGGAAGACGUUCAGGGACACGCUCUCAACCAUCAAUAAUCUGUCAGCCAUUCCCGGAGCGCGUGAUGUGAUUGGAAACGAACUUCUCAGCCAGUCUAGAAGGCUGAGCACCACGAUCUUGACCGACUUGGAUGAGUUGUUGCCUCAUAUCCACCAGGCUCGGACUGGUACCGACAUGCAAGGAUUGGCACUAGCGAAAUUCUCUCCAGCUAGCUCCGAUCAGGCGAAGCUGUUGCGUGCUCUAACGGCGCUUGACUACCUAUUUGACCCUAACCGUAUCGACAAGACCAAGCAAAACGAGCCCGAAUCUGCUGCUAAGGAAGAUGUUCUCCAGAGCUUGUACGAGACCUCUACAUUUGGGCCCCUCUGGACUAAGCUGAGCGAAUGUUUGACCGCUAUUCGGAUGAAGGAGAAUAUGCUGAACGUGGCUACUAUUCUUCUCCCAUUGAUCGAAGCCCUGAUGGUUGUUUGCAAGAACACGACUCUGAAGGAGACUUCUCGGAACAGCCGGGAAUUGUCUGUGUCUAACACGUCUAUCGAUGCCAACAUGGGUAUAGAGAAUCUGUUCUUCAAGUUUACUGAGGAACAUCGCAAGAUCCUCAACGAACUGGUUCGCCAGAACCCCAAGCUCAUGAGCGGCUCCUUCUCUUUGCUCGUCAAGAACCCCAAGGUCCUCGAGUUCGACAACAAGCGCAAUUACUUCACCCGGCGAGUCCAUUCCCGUGGCGCGGAGCCCCGUCAACCUCAUCCACCCCUUCAACUCUCUGUGCGCAGAGAUCAGGUGUUCUUGGACUCCUUCAAGUCUCUGUAUUUCAAGACGGCAGAUGAGUUGAAGUAUGGCAAAUUGAACGUGCGCUUCAUUGGCGAAGAGGGUGUCGACGCAGGUGGUGUAACGAGAGAAUGGUUUCAAGUUCUUGCGCGCGGCAUGUUCAACCCCAACUACGCGUUGUUUAUCCCAGUCGCUGCCGACAGCACAACCUUCCAUCCUAAUCGCCUGAGUGGAGUCAACUCGGAACACUUGAUGUUUUUCAAAUUCAUCGGGCGGAUCAUCGGUAAAGCUCUCUAUGAGGGUCGCGUUCUCGACUGCCACUUCAGCCGAGCGGUGUACAAGUGCAUUCUCGGAAGAAGCGUGUCUAUCAAGGACAUGGAGACACUUGACCUCGAUUACUACAAAUCUCUCCUCUGGAUGCUCGAGAACGAUAUCACCGACAUUAUCACGGAGACCUUCUCCGUGGAGACGGAUGACUUUGGAGAGAAGCAAGUGAUCGACCUGAUCGAGAACGGUCGCAACAUCCCUGUUACCCAAGAGAACAAGGAAGAAUACGUGCAGCGUGUGGUUGAUUACCGCCUGCUCAGAUCCGUCAAUGAGCAACUCGAUAAUUUCCUCAAGGGCUUCCAUGAAAUCAUCCCACCAGAUCUUAUUUCCAUCUUCACUGAGCAGGAGCUCGAACUGUUGAUUUCCGGUUUGCCCGAGAUUGAUGUGGACGACUGGAAGGCCAACACCGAGUACCAUAACUAUUCAGCGUCCUCGGCCCAGAUCCAAUGGUUCUGGCGUGCAGUGCGUUCCUUCGACAAGGAAGAGCGUGCCAAACUGCUCCAGUUUGUCACUGGAACCAGUAAAGUGCCACUCAACGGCUUCAAGGAACUCGAGGGUAUGAACGGAAUCAACAGGUUCAACAUCCAUCGCGACUACGGUGACAAGGAGCGCCUGCCUAGCUCGCAUACAUGCUUCAACCAGCUUGAUCUCCCAGAAUACGAAAGCUACGAAACACUCAGGCAGCGCCUGUAUACAGCAAUGACGGCUGGCAGCGAAUACUUUGGGUUUGCAUAG
Aspergillus chevalieri is the source of this 10587-nucleotide messenger RNA. It is a transcript of the gene tom1, whose product is annotated as E3 ubiquitin-protein ligase TOM1. Lineage: Eukaryota; Fungi; Ascomycota; Eurotiomycetes; Eurotiales; Aspergillaceae. The record is from RefSeq and is a predicted model, not a curated record. The coding region runs from base 1 to 10587 and encodes 3528 amino acids. Gene Ontology annotation, biological process: positive regulation of protein catabolic process; protein polyubiquitination; proteasome-mediated ubiquitin-dependent protein catabolic process. Gene Ontology annotation, molecular function: ubiquitin-protein transferase activity. The transcript has 7 exons.